UCAAGGUUCUCACCACUCGGACUGCAUGCCGCGAACAACUGGAAAGCGCAAUCCCUCGAUGCCACCACCUGCUUCGCAUCCAAUUGGGGAUAUGGGUGUGGAAAGCAAGACACUGAAGCAACUGAAGCGCGCAGGUCAAUGUCAGCAAUAGCGAGCUCUAUCACCAACUCUGUGGUGGUUUCCCGUCUUCCCAACUCAUGAACCACGCGACUUCCCAAUCCCUCGACUUGUAACAACCAGCGUAGCACACAAGGCAAGUAAUAGCAAGGCAGGGCAAGCAAAGAGUCUGACAACCUUAGGCAAGUCAAUUAAGGGUAAAUUUAAUACAAGUCAAGGCAAGUAAGGGAGAUUGCUUGCCUUGUUUACUUGCAUAUUUCAUGGCCUCUUUUUUUCCCCUUGCAGACCAUUACCGGUUCAAUGCAAGUGAACAAGGUAAGGCAAGUAACAAGUUUAAACAAGAUCCCAACAACGCAACCUAGUCAACGAACAGCCACCAUGGCCGCGACCGUACCGUCCACCGAACGAACGACGAACAUGUCGCCGACCUGUCACGCGUGCGGUCAGCGCUUGGGCCAAAUCAAAGAUCCCCUUCUCUAUGUCUUUCCGCCGGCAAACAACAAUCCCACGAUAGAAAGGAAGAAAAAGAAGAACAAGAAGAACAAGUUGCAGGACGGGGCAGACACGACAGAAGUCCUCAAGACCGAAGGAUCAGGGGUGCUCGCGACACUCGGCAACCUGCUUACCUACGCCCAAGAUUGGAUCCCCGGCUAUCACUUUGCCAAGAGAGUGGUCGACAACUUGUACAGAAGCACAAGUCUUACGACGUCUCUUACGAUCUUUUCGGUCUACCCGGUUGCCUCAUCCGACCCCAUCGUCAGCAUCCCCAUAAAGCGAAAAAGGCCAAAGCACAAGAAAAAGGGAAGUUACAUUCGAGAACAACCUCCCAAGCCCAAGCUGCCACUGCCAGCUUCGCCCUCCAAGCAUACCUGCCGUAGUCUGCAAAUCGAGAAACCAACUUUUCAGGCACCUCGAUGCCUGUCGGUCUUCCUCAAAAUCAACAUCAGCCGAAUAAGGAAUUGGGCAGCUCUUACGGUCCUUGACGGCUGUUGGCCCGCUGAUAGCUGGAGCAAAGGGAGUUCUGGUACCCUGACCUUCUGGGUUCAGGACCAUUGCUUGGGGUUGGGGAGGACAAACUCGCAGAUAAACGAAUGUCGUAUCCUUAUCCGUCGAUGCCAGAGGAAUGACUGGAGCGGUCAAAGAAGAUAG
Neurospora tetraspora is the source of this 1266-nucleotide messenger RNA. RefSeq lists its product as uncharacterized. Lineage: Eukaryota; Fungi; Ascomycota; Sordariomycetes; Sordariales; Sordariaceae. The coding region runs from base 418 to 1266 and encodes 282 amino acids. The transcript is spliced from 3 exons. The record is from RefSeq and is a predicted model, not a curated record.